Rhinichthys klamathensis goyatoka is the source of this 2399-nucleotide messenger RNA. It is a transcript of the gene snx27b, whose product is annotated as sorting nexin 27b. The record is from RefSeq and is a predicted model, not a curated record. The transcript is spliced from 13 exons. Gene Ontology annotation, cellular component: early endosome. Gene Ontology annotation, molecular function: phosphatidylinositol-3-phosphate binding; protein binding. Gene Ontology annotation, biological process: signal transduction; intracellular protein transport. Bases 139 to 1839 code for a protein of 566 amino acids. Lineage: Eukaryota; Metazoa; Chordata; Actinopteri; Cypriniformes; Leuciscidae.
UGCAGCAGUGUCUCGUGAUGGGGGCGGUUUGGCGUCAGUCUUUCCCGUCUGGAGUCUGACGCACUCCGCCAGCCAAUAAGCUCAUGUAGCACUUCGGCGCCCGUACCCGCUGUGGAGGCAGGAUUUCUUCAAAUAAAGAUGGCAGAUGUUGUCGAAGGAGACGGCACUCGCUCCGCUGCCCCUUCCACGCUUCACUCGGCGGCUCGCAACGGCUCCGGCAUGAGCUCGGCGACGUGCGCCGGUGGCCUCGUCACGACCACGGUCACCUCCGGGCCUCGGCUGGUCCGCAUCGUCAAGUCGGAUUCGGGCUACGGCUUUAACGUCCGCGGUCAAGUGAGCGAAGGAGGGCAGCUGAGAAGCAUCAACGGCGAACUUUACGCCCCGCUGCAGCACGUCAGCGCCGUGUUACCGGGCGGUGCAGCAGAUCGAGCUGGAAUCUCAAAAGGGGACCGUAUUCUUGAAGUAAAUGGGGUGAAUGUGGAAGGGGCCACUCAUAAGCAAGUGGUAGAUCUCAUCCGAGCAGGAGAGAAAGAGUUGGUCUUGGCCAUUCUGUCGGUUCCUCAGCCAGAGACGGACAGUCUUGAUCCCGGGGACGAUGGCUCUUCACAGUCCUGCUAUGACUACAGUGACAAGCAGGCCGUGCCCAUCUCAGUGCCCACCUACAAACAUGUGGAGCAGAACGGGGAGAAGUUUGUUGUCUACAACGUGUACAUGGCAGGCAGGCAGUUGUGCUCAAAGCGCUAUCGAGAGUUUGCCAUCUUGCAUCAGAAUCUGAAGAGGGAAUUUGCUAACUUUGCAUUUCCCAAGCUGCCAGGGAAAUGGCCUUUCUCCCUGUCUGAGCAGCAGCUAGAUGCUCGCAGACGAGGGCUGGAGGAAUACUUGGAGAAAGUAUGUUCGGUUCGGGUAAUCGGGGAGAGCGACGUCAUGCAGGAGUUUUUGUCAGAGUCUGAUGAGAACUAUAAUGGUGUUUCUGAUGUGGAGCUAAGGAUAGCAAUGCCAGACAAAACUACAGUUACGGUCCGGGUGAGAAAGAAUUGCACAACAGACCAGGUCUACCAGGCUAUAGUAACGAAGAUUGGGAUGGACACCAUUACUGCAAGUUAUUUUGCUCUGUUUGAAGUCAUUAACCACUCCUUUGCACGCAAGCUGGCCCCUAAUGAGUUUCCACACAAGCUGUAUGUGCAGAACUACACAUCUGCCAUCCCAGGCACCUGCCUCACACUCCGCAAGUGGCUCUUCACCACAGAGGAAGAGAUUCUUCUCAAUGACAACGAGCUGGCUAUCAACUAUUGCUUCCAUCAGGCUCUGGAUGAUGUGAAAAAGGGAUUUAUCAAAGUGGGAGAGACAUCCUACCAGCUCCAAAAGCUCUCUGAACAGAGGAAAAUGACCAUGUAUUUAGGUAUUCUGAGGACAUGUGAGGGUUACAAUGAGAUCACUUUCCCGCACUGCUCCUGUGACUCACGUAGGAAAGGUCACGUCGUCACAGCGAUAAGCAUCCACCACUUUAAACUCCAUGCGUGCACAGAUGAUGGCACUCUAGAGAAUCAGGUGAUAGCGUUCGAAUGGUCCGAGAUGCAGAGAUGGGACACGGAUGAAGAGGGAAUGGCUUUCUGUUUCGAGUAUGCGCGAGGGGAGAAGAAACCUCGCUGGGUCAAAAUCUUUACUCCUUAUUUCAACUACAUGCACGAGUGCUUUGAGAGAGUCUUCUGUGAGCUCAAAUGGAGAAAAGAGGUUGAAGAGGAGGCCACAGACAAGGACAAUAAAAACUGCAGUAAAGAUGGUAUGUGCGGUAAGAAUAUCUUCCAGCUGUUGAGACACAGAAGGGAUGGAGGCACAUGAAUGAAGAGAUCAUCUCCUCUUGAAUACAUGCACACGUACACUAAAAGCUGCAUACAGUGACUCAGAAAACAUUUCAAACCAGUCCCAUAUGCUUACAUGCACUCCACCACUGAUACACACAUGCUGAAAUACGAAGAUAUGAAGCGGGAAAUGACACAAUCACAGUGCAAUGAUGAAAAUAAGAAACUACAAGAGACUUUUAAAGACUUACGUCAUCAUUUCAUUUCAUUGGACUGGACAGAAUUAUGUUGUACGUACUGGAGUUGACCGCCAGCUCAGGACAGAAGAGACGACACUCAAAGACUGUAAUGCUCCAGGAGACAGACGUGGUCAUUGACAUGGCACCAGCAUUGUGACUAAUUCAUGUCAUGUGACUGGUCACAAGACGAGGUCUUCAGAUGCUGACAACUGAGAGACUGAACUGUGCUUCUGAGGAGUGUGUCAAUUUAAAGACAUGGAAACGUCAGCGAACUGACUAAUGUAUCAUCCUGACACUAACACAUACACAUGUGAGGGCAGAGAUGCUCUCUCAGAAUGUGACAAUUUAAAGGUACACUGUG